CAUCAUAGAUCAGGGCAUGAGUUUAUUGGCGUCGAAAAGAGGGUGUCACAUAUGGCAUCGACGCCUUCGAUGUCUUCCGUGGCGUGAAAUACCAGCAUGUUGGUCCAAGACCGUAACCCGAUACUCCUCGUCUCUUCAGCGGGAUACAAGCCUCAAAAACACCCGAAAUAUCGGUAUCAUUGCUCACAUCGAUGCCGGUAAGACAACAACUACUGAGCGCAUGCUCUAUUACAGUGGCUUCACUCGUCGCAUAGGAGAUGUUGAUGAUGGAUCCACUGUUACGGACUUUCUCCCUGCGGAGCGAGCCAGGGGUAUUACAAUUCAGUCGGCGGCUGUAACAUUUCACUGGCCGCCCUUGGGUGAAGGUACAACCAACAAGACUGAAGGACCAAGGUCUCAGACCCCCCACACCAUAAAUCUUAUCGAUACCCCGGGCCAUGCAGACUUCACGUUCGAAGUCAUCCGGUCGUUAAGAAUUCUCGAUGGGGCGGUGUGUAUACUCGACGGAGUGGCUGGAGUUGAGGCCCAGACCGAAAAGGUUUGGGCUCAGGCGAACAAUUGGAGUAUCCCCAGAAUCGUUUUCGUCAACAAGCUCGACCGGGAUGGUGCUUCCUUCGAGAGAACUACCAAGGAAAUAGGAUCAAGAUUACGAGGUUGGCCAAUCGUUUGUCAAAUCCCUUGGUGGGAGGGCGGAAAGGGGAGGUUUACGGGGGUUGGAGAUGCAGUUAACCUCUGUGCAUUGAAAUGGGCGGAAGGAGGUGAUGGCAAGAGCAUCAAGAGCUUCACACUUCAAGCCCUUGAGCAAGAAGACCCAGGACUGCGAACCGAGCUGAUCAAGGCCCGCGCGGCUCUUGUUGAAGCGCUUUGCGAACACGACGAAGAACUUCUCGAGAAGUGGCUCGAAUGCAAUGACGACAGCCUGGCCAUACCCGCACAAUCCAUCAGGGAUAGCUUACGGCGUUGUAUAAUUGACGGCUCUGGGCGAGUUAUUCCAGUAUUUGCCGGAGCCAGUUUCAGGAAUAUUGGAGUCCAGCCUCUCUUAGAUGCCGUUGAUGAUCUCCUUCCUGACCCUACCGAAAGACCAGACCCGGAAAUCAGUCUUGGGUCUGUCAACGGAUCUCUUUCCGACCUCUUAGAUGGCAAGAUCAGUAUUGUCCCUAGCGGAAACAAGCACUUAGCGAGGAAGUCGGCAACCCCAAAGGCUCUCGCGUCCAAAAUCGAAGGCUGUGCGCUCGCAUUCAAAGUCGUCAACGACGCUCGACGUGGUGUACUUGUCUAUGUCAGGGUCUACUCGGGCAGCAUAAAUAGCAACGCAGCCUUAUGGAAUUCGAAUCUCCACGUCACAGAGAGGGCUCAGAGAUUAUUACAGAUGCAGGCAUCCGAUGCCAUUGAGAUAUCCCAGAUUCCUGCCGGGCAGAUUGGAGUUAUCGCAGGGCUAAAGCACGCCCGCACAGGUGACACCUUGGUAUCCUAUCCUGGAGUCAACCCAAAAGUCGGCCCCCCUCCGCCAUUGAAUGCUCUCCAACUUCGUCCCAUUGAAGUCCCACCACCCGUCUUCUUCGCCGCGGUUGAGCCGCACAGUCUCAGCGAGGAGAAGAACGUGGCAGAUAUCCUUGCUAUCCUACUUAGAGAAGAUCCCAGCUUGCACGUUAACGUUGAUGAGGAAUCUGGGCAGAUGUUAAUCAGCGGGAUGGGUGAGCUUCACCUUGAGAUCGCACGAGAUCGUCUAGUCAAGGAUUUCAAGGCCAAAGCCACGAUGGGGAACAUCGAGAUCAGCUACCGCGAAUGCGUCCUAUCGCACACCUCAACUCACCGCUUCGUCUUCGACCGCGAAGUCGCCGGGAAGAAAGGCAAAGCCGGCUGUGAAGCUAGCAUCGGACCUCUUGACGAGACAGCCACUGCGGUCGAUCACACUGUCCAUCGUGACGGCAAUGCAAUCACGAUCCGCAUCAUCACCCCUUCUCCCUUAGACGACUCCUCAGCAGAAGGCCCUUCCACUCCUCCCGAACUCCCCUUAGACCUCCUCCAGUCCUCCCUGAUCAACGGCGCCGUCGCAGCUCUCGCCCGCGGGCCCCGCCGCAGCUUCCCCCUACACGCCAGCCACGCCACGCUCACCUUCGACACCACACGAGAUUUCUUCGGCCCCGAGACCUCCCCCGCCGCCCUCUCUUCUGCCGCGCGCCUCGCCGUGCAGGCCGCGCUUCAAGAAGCCCUCUCAAAAGACGCCAUCGGCCUCAUGGAACCCGUCAUGAACGUCGUCAUCAGCUGCGACGAAUCCUCGCUCGGCGCCAUCGUCCACGAUCUGUCCUCGGCACGCGGCGGCCACGUGCUCUCCCUCGAGAACGACAGCGCGGAUAAUCAAGGCGACGACGGACGCACCAUCGACCCGAGUCGCAUCUACGCGCCCCCGGACCCAUUCGCGUCGUCGAGCGGGACAUCGCGGUCGGCGGGCCCCGGCCAGCAGAGACAUGUCACGGCGAGAGUGCCGCUCAAGGAGAUGGUGGGCUAUUUGAAGCAUCUGCGCAGUCUUACGGGCGGGCGAGGCACGUUUAUCAUGAGUGUUGACCGAUUCGAGAGGUUGUCGGGCCCGAGGGAGAAGGCGGUGUGAUGGAAUGAAUGUAACGAAAGUUUUGAUCAGGGGACUUGAAUUAAGAGGGUUGACUGAUAUUGUCGGUAGAGUUAGAGAGAGGUAAAUGUAGAUAUAGAGUAUGGACAGUUAGUUGCCUUUAUGUAUCAAUAUUAUAGAUCGAUCGUUGGAUUAUCUCCCCCC
This is a messenger RNA of Amorphotheca resinae ATCC 22711, 2770 nucleotides long. RefSeq lists its product as hypothetical. Bases 17 to 2608 code for a protein of 863 amino acids. Lineage: Eukaryota; Fungi; Ascomycota; Leotiomycetes; Helotiales; Amorphothecaceae. Gene Ontology annotation, cellular component: mitochondrion. The transcript is spliced from 3 exons. The record is from RefSeq and is a predicted model, not a curated record. Gene Ontology annotation, biological process: ribosome disassembly; mitochondrial translation. Gene Ontology annotation, molecular function: GTP binding; GTPase activity.